AUGACGAACAACAACCAAAUUUUCGACAGUCCAGACACCAAGGCGACGUCACCACUGAAACUAGGCCGUCAUAGCACGGCGCAGCAGCCCAAAAGCGAGGCAUCAGAGACUCCUAAAGACAGACAAGACUUCAAUUAUCUUUUGGAGCAGCUAUCACCGAUGCCAGGCACCUGGGUGGAUGAGGAUGACAAGAAGGAGCCGGACUUUAAUGAGUACGUGGGGUCUGUUGGCAGUUCGCCCCAUAGCGUGAAAGAUUUUGCCAUGAGCCCGUUUCAGGGAGAACUGGACGGACAGGGCCAUGUUUCGAGUCCUGUUCCCCACGCUCCUGAGUCCAAAGACAGCGAUCGACUGAGUGCGUUUGGCAAGGUCCCGAUUUUGGGCAGUAUUCUCACGGAGUCACUGGGAAUCACACACAAGUCCGGGGCUGACGAGCAGUAUGACCAGACCUCCAACACCAUCCAGACAAACGAAUUUCUCAACAACACGAUGGACGUGUCGAUCAGCAGCACAAGUACGUCGCACAGUGAGGACGACUCGUCUGUGUCGGAAAGUAAUUUUAUCGAUCUCGACAAACAGGGAUACACGUCUCCGGUGGUUGACCAGGACAAGACGCCUGUGGUGUCGUCGUUUGGGUUCACCGAGGGAGACAAGACGCCAAACGGUGAGGACGCUAAGCGGUUCACGAAUCCUCUGAGCUCUUCUGACGUCAGACUCUCAAGUUUCCGCAGAGCUGGCUCUCCACUGGUGGAGACUCCGAUCUUGGAGGAGGAAGAGGAAGAUGGCGAACCUUUGGCAUCAGUUUUUGAUCAGCGCGUCGAGCGGUCGCCGCAGGUGCCACUACGCCACGCAAAGUUCUCGGAAAUACCGAAACACCAGAGCUACUCGUCGAGCAUUUAUUCUGAGGUGCCGGAGUCGAACGUUGGAUCGGCUGCAAAACCUCUGACGGCGAUUCCGGAAUUCUCAGCGGAGCCUGUGGUUCCCGAGAGGUCGUCUUUGCGCGCAACUCCAGAGCCAGCAGAAUCUGCUGCUCCCGUGGCCCCGUUCGCCAAAAAAGCCUCCGUUCCCCGUGCAAGCACGUCGUCGAGCGUGUACGAGCCGGCACGCCCGUCUGGCGCAGCGGCUGACGAGGAGCAGCCCGAUAAAAUGGCGCAGCUGCCCGAGUUCUCGUCGACACCUAAGAAAACGCGCGUCUCGGUGAGACAGCAGUCGCUGUACCAGGAUACGUACAGCAAAAAGUCGGCCGUCUCGAGCAACAGAGACCUUACGAAUUUCGAGUCGUCGCACCAGCUGCACGAGCUCAGCACGGACGCGAGCUCGGUGGUGGACGACGAAGCGGAAGAGGACGACGCGUCGGCACUGUUUGUGACGGCGUUGUACCCGUUCGACGCCAGCACGCUCGAGUCGAAAAACGACGCGUCGAUCUGUCUCUCCUUCAACGAGAACGACAUCGCCUUUACGUACUCGCUCGACGAUUCGGGCUGGGGCGAGGUGACGCUGCUUAACACGCUGAAGCGCGGCUGGGUGCCAAUGAACUAUUUCCGGGCCACGCUGUCGGAGGACCUCGAGGACGAGCCACAUCUGAGCAAGUACGCGAGACUGGCUGCGUCGCGCCGGCCGCUGCGAAAAUUGUUCCGCCACGCCGGCAUGUUCCUGCUCAAUCCGCAGAACAAGAUGCUUUACAUCAAGAACGAGUUCAAGGGAUAUACUUUCGACAUCCGCUACAUCAACGGUAUCACGCAGGGCGUGAGAACGCUGCUCAAGGAGACAGACUGCAUCUCGCGAACAAGCGACAUUGUGCAACGCAAGCCGAUUGUGCGCCGAUUGCGCAAGAAACUGCUGCGUGACUGGUCGGACCUGAUCUACAAGGCCAAGGACUUCCUCAACACCAUGGACGUGAAAAAAAUCGAGUAUCUCCAGCUGCUCGCAUACCAGGUGCUGCAGAAGGCCAUCACGUUUUUGGACGUGUGGGGUCUUGAAAGCGACGACCUGGUCAACCGAGACAAACAGCUCAUCAGCUCGUCGCAGCUCGUGCCCGUGCGCUACCUGUCUGCACCGCCACGUGCUGCGCCACGCGUGAACGAGCUGUACAACCAUCUGAUGGGGUACUUUGCGCUCAUUUCAGGGCGGCUGGAUCUUGUUGAGCACAACGUCAAGGGCAGCCAGCUGCUGGAGAACAUUGUCAACCAGAUCAACCUGCAGGUUCGCGAGCUGCAAUUCAUUGGCUCGCUGAUCAAGACCGUCAUUCCUCCUGGCUACAAGCUGCCGGCUGUCGCGCGUUCAAACCUCUCGACGGCCGACCAACUCAGACUGCUUGAGACCAACAGCACGGAGCUGACCGCUGCUCUCGAAAAGUUCAACCACAAUGUGCGUGUUCUGGUAGACGUUGCUACCAACAAGACGAAAAACUCUCCGAUGCUGACGCGCUCGGGCACCGCCACGUCGCGCAGCACCGCCCCAACGAAGGACAUGUACUUCUACUCGAGAGAGGGCGGAGCCGUGAUCAACACCGCGUGUCGGCUGGUUUAUCUGGUGAGCACGUCGUACAAGGUGCUCAAGACGUUCCUGGCGGCCACGAAGGACUUCGAGCUGCCAAACACACGCGAGUACCCAGACUUCCUCGAGAUGAACGUUUCGCCAAAAUCGUUCAUCAAAAUCUGCUCCACGGGGCUGAUUUCCGACAAGGAGAUCACCAGACAGCUGAAACAGCACAAGACUGCGCGGGGCGACAAGCGCGCGUCGAAACGGUUCUCGAUGUUCCGUGCGGGCGAUGCGGCCAACAUGGAGCUCACGGCGGACGGGCUGGACUUUCUCGCAGAGGUGACUCCCGGCGACGGCACGCCGUUCAUCCAGAACGACGGCACGUUCGACCAGCUGCUGGACGAGCCCGCCGGCGACGUGAGCCACGAGGACGAGGUGCUCCGCGGGCCGGACAACGAGAUCCUGGGCGCGUCGUUCCGCGCGCUCGUGUGUCUGCUGACCGACGAGAACAAUCCGCCCGAGUACUUUUUCGUGUCGACGUUUUUCCUCACGUUCCGGAUUUUCUCGCACGGCUCGGUGCUUCUGGAGGAGCUGGUGGCGCGUUUCGACGUCAACAACACGAUUAUCGAAAACGAGAAGAAGAACGGCGCCGGCGGCCUGCACAUGCACUCGUCGCUCGAGUCCAAGAUCAAGCACAGACGCCAGCUCGUGUGCAAGACGUUUAUGCUGUGGCUCGAGAGCUACUGGAAGCCAAGGACAGACUACAACCUGCUGCCGCCGCUGCUGAACUUCUUCAACGAGGCCGUCAAGGAGUACCUGCCGCUGGAGGCGCUCCGGCUGAUCGAGACGGCGUCGAAGCUGAUCGGCAUGCCACCCGUCGAGACCAUCAAGGACAGGCUCAACUACUACAACAACAUCGACAACGACUCGCAGCUGGUGCCGCGCAAAAUCUCGCCAAAGCAGCAGCACAAACACAUCUCGCGGCACAUCUCUACCUUCUCGUUCUCAGACCCUGCCGGCAUCAUGAACGAUCUCGACACGUACAACUCGCUGCUGGACGACCUCGACACCUACGACCUGGAGAGGACGGCCACCAGAGGCAGUCGCCAGUCGAUCAACCUCGGCCUGGCGAUCGACCUCAAGAACACCGACUCCAACGUGGUGCUGCUCAGCGACAAGCAGCUCGAGUCGAUCCAGAAAGUCAUUCUGUCGUACAGAAACAUGCUGCGCGAGCACUGGCAGCGCGGGAACAUGCGGCUCGACAAGUUUGUGCCGCUAGACACGCAGACGCUGCUUGACUCGUGGUGGAAAACCGCCCAGGAGAGCUGGAAGAUCCUCAACCAGGACCUGGCCCUGCUCAACUUCAACGGGCUCGAGAUCGCCAAACAGCUGACCCUGAUCGAGUCCAAGAUGUUCUGCUCCAUCAAGGCAGAGGAGCUGCUCAACCAAAACUUCACCUCCAAGAAAUUGCACCUCAACCUCUCGCCAAACAUCCAGCGCUCGGUGCUCUUCACCAACCUGCUGAGCGAUUACGUCAUCGAGAGCAUUCUGCAACCGAAACUCACCAUGAAGCAGCGCGUGCACGCGGUCAAGUGCUGGCUCAAGAUCGCGAUCUCGUGUCUGUACCUGCGGAACUUCAACUCACUUGCGUCGAUCAUGACGUCGCUGCAGAGCUUCCUGAUCACGCGGAUCACGCGCAUCUGGGACGGUCUGUCCGACAAGUACAGGGAGCUGUUCCAGUAUCUGGCGUCGAUCAUCCAUCCCGACAAGAACUACCACGUGUACCGCGGCAAGAUCCGCGACUUUUUGCUCUCCAAUCUCGAGGAAAACCUCGACAUUCCUACGGUGCCGUAUCUGUCGCUCUUUCUGCAGGACCUGACGUUUAUCGUGGACGGUAAUCCAAAUUACAGAGACAACACCAAGUCGUUCCUGAACCAGAAGCUGAUUAAUGUCGACAAGUACACCAAGAUCACCAAGAUUAUCCUUGAUCUGCAGACGCUGCAAAUCCCCUACAAAGACACGGGCGAGCUGGGCAAGGUGUACAACAAGGACCAGAAGAUCGACCUGAUCCGAAGCGCCACCAUCAGGAACCUGCGGCUGCAGUUGCAGGACGAGUCGCAGAGUUUCGACGAUAUGUUUGACAUUGCUGGCGUGCCGUGCUUGCAGGAGCUGAUUUUGCUCGAGAUCUGGAAGGUGAAGCAGAUCAACAUGAAAGAGGACGACCGGAGCUGGAAGCUGAGCUGCGAGAUCCAGCCGCGAGACGAGUAG
Messenger RNA from Ogataea angusta, 4746 nucleotides. RefSeq lists its product as uncharacterized. The record is from RefSeq and is a predicted model, not a curated record. The transcript has a single exon. Gene Ontology annotation, cellular component: plasma membrane. Lineage: Eukaryota; Fungi; Ascomycota; Pichiomycetes; Pichiales; Pichiaceae. Gene Ontology annotation, molecular function: guanyl-nucleotide exchange factor activity; protein binding. Gene Ontology annotation, biological process: Ras protein signal transduction; positive regulation of GTPase activity. Bases 1 to 4746 code for a protein of 1581 amino acids.